GAUUGUGCAAGGGUUAAUUUGGAGGCUGUUUCCUUUACCAUCUAUGUCACAAGAACCACAGCUUCCUUCUUGCAACAAGUGACAUUCCUCCCCCUUCUUAUAUGCAAGAGUUUAUAUGACAACUCUAUGCUUUGCUUCAAAUAAAAUGUCCCUUAUCUGCUAAAGGAUAUUCCAAUGAUUUACUUCACUAUUAACUAUUCCCGAAGCAUUUUAUGAUUUUCUGAAGAGAUUCACAUUGAACAGGUUUGUAUGAACAAGAAUUCCUUCUCUGAUUUAUCUGUUUCUGGAUUCUCACAUUUACACUAAGCUGUCUUUAUCUCAAAGUGUACAGCUUUUGAACUACAGUUUGCAGGGUUUUUUUUUUCAUCACCACUACAUGGAGCUUUCACAUCUUAUUCAGUGUUCCCAAGUGGAAAAUGUACGAAUGUACUGCCCUCCACAACCUCCAGUCACUGGGACUUUGUGUGUGACCAGCCAUCACCUGCUACUCUCUGCCCAUCCUCUGGAGGGCGCAAGACUGGAGAAAUGUGAACUCUGGCUUCUGCACUGUGCUGUGGAUUCUGUAGAGAAAAGUGUGCACAACAUAGCAGUGCUAAAGAACAAGGAGAAUGGCCAAGAAGGGGAAAGCAGCACCAGUUCAGGAAUUGUCACUCUUAGGUGUAAAGACUUGAGGGUCAUCCAGCUAGAGAUACCUGGCAUGGAGGAGACACUUAAUGUUGCCCGCUCUGUGAAGGCUCUCUCCUCCUUGGAUUCUGUUACCCUUACCUACCCAUUUUUCUUUAGACCUGCUGGAUGCAAGUUGGGUAAAGGAUGGCCAAGGGACACCAUGGAAACAUUUUACCAAAAGCUAAAGGCUGAGACAGACGCUUGGAGAUUGAGUCAUGUAAAUGCCGGUUUUAGACUUUGUUCUAGUUACCCAGAAAAGGUUAUUGUACCCGUAUCCUGUUCUGAUGAUUCUCUGAGGAAGGCUGCAACUUUCAGGCAGGGACACAGGUUUCCCAUAUUUAGUUACCACCACCGGCGCAAUAAAGUGGUUAUGUUACGCUCUGCUCAGCCACUGGUUGGUCCAACACAUCGUAAGUGUGAAGAAGAUGAGAUGCUGCUGAAUGUUACCCUAGAAGGGCAGUUAUGUGGGUUUAUCAUUGACAUUCGCAGUGAGCAUGAUGCCAGACAAGCAAGAAGCAUGGGAGGUGGAACUGAGAACAAGGAUCGGUACCCUGACUGGAAGGUGCUCUACCACCCAUUGGAAAGGGGACGUGCUUUGCAGACUAGCCUGACGCGGCUCAUUGCUGCUUGUUAUGAACCUUGUUUGGGAAUAAACCGCUGGCUUACUAGGUUACUGACUUCCCGCUGGAUGACCCACGUCAAAGAAGCUCUGAGCACUGCAGGUCUGGCUGCUGAAUGUUUAGAGAGAGUGGGUACCUGUGUACUUGUUCAUGGUGAUGAAGGUACUGACAAUACCCUGCUGGUGACUUCCCUUGCUCAACUGAUUCUGUCCCAUAACUGUCGAACCUUGGCUGGUUUCCAGGACCUUAUUGAACGUGAAUGGUUACAGGCAGGACACCCAUUCCAAUUGCGUUGUGCCCGAUCUGGGUGGUCACAGGAGCGGGCUCAGCAGGAGUCGCCCACUUUUCUGCUUUUCCUGGACUGCUGCUGGCAACUUACUCGCCAAUUUCCUAGGGCAAUGGAAUUUAAUGAGACAUUUUUGUGCAUGCUGGCAACCCAUGCAUACAGUUCAGAGUAUGGCACUUUCUUGUGCAAUAAUGAAAAAGAAAGGUCUCUUUGUAAAGUUCGAGAACAGACUCAUUCUCUUUGGGGAUAUCUCAAUAACUUUGCAGUGAGGAAAAACUUUUUGAAUCCUGUCUACAAAGAAAAUCAACUGGUCAUCUGGCCAUCGGUCGCACCACAAAGCUUACAGCUGUGGGAAGGUUUCUUCCUUCGCCAUUUAAUGCCGACAGAACACAAAGAAAUGGCGUGGCAAAGAAUUCAAGAGCUCUUAGGUGAAGAACACAAAUAGGUCAUUUUCUCAGACCUAAGUCGUCACCUUUCCUUAAAGUUCGAAAUUGACACUGUGAUGCUGCUUACAUUUCUAGGAAAAAACAAACAAAAAAAAAGCAGUACAAAUGUACAAAAGAUUGUGUUUACCGUUAAACCCUAUUUUUUUUCUCCACGCCAAUAUAGAUAUGGUCACAAGAGUGAAAUUUCUCUACAAAAUGUAAUUGUAUUUAAUAUUUAUAUAUAUAUUUUUUUUUAAAACUUUGAACCGCGGUCAAUUAUGGAUGAAAACUGCUGUCUUUAUAGGAAAAGAACACCAAAAUGUAAUUAAAAACUCAAAAACAAAAAUGCAAUACAGUAUAUGAAUGCAGCUACUUACCAGUCUUCAGAUGUAGUAGCUGCAUUCAUUUUGUUUUUCAGGUAUUUUUUUUCUCAUGUUAACCUGCUAAAAACACACGUUCUGUCCUAGUGUGACAACAUUUGUAUUUUCCAUUUGGGUGUUGAUUUACUUUAAAGGGAGCAUAAGCUCUGUUAGAAAAAGCAUGUGUACUGUUAGUUGGAGGUAAAAGAUUAGUCUGUGCUGUGCUUUGGGCCCAGUAAACAAUAAAGCCUUCUUGUCAAUGUUAAAUGGCUUUCAGGGUCCAUGCCAAAAGAGCAGCACUAAGAUCAUAUUUUUGUUUUACCUGCGAGUUACCUAUGGGUUUUUGCAUGUCAACUACCUCAUUUAUUUGUUACCCAAACAUUUCAUAUUCCUGAUCUGUGCCUUCUGUACCAUGUACUUGAAUAUAAAAAUAUCCUGUUUGAUUUGCAUUCAA
Molecule: messenger RNA, 2810 nt
Organism: Rana temporaria (common frog)
Lineage: Eukaryota; Metazoa; Chordata; Amphibia; Anura; Ranidae
Product: myotubularin-related protein 9-like
Exons: 10
Coding region: 377-2017 (546 amino acids)
Biological process (GO): negative regulation of autophagy
Source: RefSeq, a predicted model, not a curated record